AUGGCGCAGAAAGGAGCUCAGCCGGACCAGGAAACUUUGACUUGUUCAAUCUGUCUGGAUCUACUGAAGGAUCCGGUGGCUAUUCCCUGUGGACACAGUUACUGCAUGAAGUGUAUUGGAAACUUCUGGGAUGAAAAGGAGCACAAGAAGACCCACAGCUGCCCUGACUGUAGGCAGACCUUCACACCGAAGCCUCUCCUGGUGAAAAAUGUCAUGUUAGCAGUUUUGGUGGAGCAGCUGAGGACGACAGGACUCCAAGCGGCUCCUGCUGACUGCUCCUAUGCAGGACCUGAAGAUGUUGCCUGUGAUGUUUGCACUGGUAGGAAACUGAAAGCCAUAAAGUCCUGUUUGGUGUGUCUGGUCUCUUACUGUGAGAAACACCUCCAACAACAUUACAGUGCGGCACAGUUAAAGAAACACCAGCUUGUGGAGCCCGCCAAGACUUUACAGGAGAACUUGUGCUCUCUCCACGACGAGGUGAUGAAGAUGUUCUGCCGCACCGAUCAGCAGAGCGUCUGUUACGUCUGCACCGUGGAUGAGCAUAAAGGCCAUGACGUAGUCUCAGCUAAAACAGAAAGGGCAGAGAAACAGAGGGAGAUGGGGAUGACUCGACAAAAGAUCCAGACGAAGGUACAGGACCUGGAGGAGGAGGUGAAGCUGCUGCAGCGAGAGGUGGGGAACAUCAAUCGUUCUGCUGAUAAAACAGUGGAGGACAGUGAGAAGAUCUUCAGGGAGCUGGUGCUUCUCAUCCAGAAGAGAAGCUCUGAUGUGAAGCAGAAGGUCAGAUCCCAACAGGAAACUGAAGUGAGUCGGGUGAAAGAAGUUCAAGAGAAGCUGCAGCAGGAGAUCACUGACCUGAAGAAGAAAGACACCGACAUGGAUCAGCUUUCACGCACACAAGAUCAUAACCAGUUUCUACACGGCUACACUUCACUGCUGCCACUCAGUGAGUCCACACACUCAUCCGGCAUCCAUAGACGCCCUCUGAAGUACUUUGAGGAUGUACAAGCUGCUGUGUCAGAGACCAGAGAGGAACUACAGGACAUUCUGGGAAAGAAAUGGACUGAAAUCUCACUGAGAGUGACUGAGGCAGAUGUUUUACUGUCACAGCCACCAGAGCCAAGAACCAGAGCUGACUUCUUAAGAUAUUCACGUGAAAUCACGCUGGAUAGAAACACAGCACAGGACAACCUGGUGUUAUCUGAGGGAAACAGGAAAGCAACAUUAACGAGACGUUCACAGGGUUAUCCUAGUCACCCGGAGAGAUAUUCUGCAUGGUUUCAGAUCCUGAGUGAGGAGAGUCUGACUGGACGUUGUUACUGGGAAGUGGAGUGGGGAGGACACGGUUCUGUAGCAGUCACAUACAAGGAUGUCAACACACCAGCCACUAAAUUUGGACAAAAUAACACAUCUUGGGCUUUAUUUUGUGACAAUCAAAGUAACCAUUUUUGGCAUAACAAACUCAAAACCCCCGUCUCUGAUUCUCAGUCCUCCAGAGUGGGAGUCUACCUGGAUCACAGAGCAGGUAUUCUGUCGUUCUACAGCGUCUCUGAGACCAUGACGCUUCUCCACAGAGUCCAGACCACUUUCACAAAACCACUUCAUGUUGGGCUAAGUCUCUACUUUGACUAUGGAGACACUGCAAGGUUUUAUAAACCCACAUAAGUGUACAAUGUCUUGCUGAGUUCAUCGUUGUGUUGCGUCUUUCCUCCUCUCAGACUGAUGCAUCAAGUCAACAAUGAUUGAGAGAUCAAAGCCGUUUGUUCAUACAUUUUUAAUAUGCUGGUUUGAGUUCCUAACUUAAAUUAAGCUCUUUAUUGGCUCCCGUUAGACUCUCUUUAACUUUCUCUCUGCUACAUAAGACUUUUGAAUAUUUCUAAAUAUAUGUGUAUGUUGUUUCUCCAUCACUGCAUCUUUAAAGCCUCCUUUAACAUUUAAAACUAAAUCUUUUCAUACAAUUUGUGUAACAAAGUGCUUCACAGUUAUAAAUGUAAACACACACACACACACUCGACCACAGAUGAUCUGUUGUGCUGUUGAAAACGAAAUAAAGGAAGAAUAAUUAUCAAGAAGAUGAUGCAAAUUAAUGUGUAAAAAAUUGACACGUAACAUAAUGAAUAAAUGCAUUUUUUUCUCAA
Cololabis saira (Pacific saury) is the source of this 2138-nucleotide messenger RNA. RefSeq names its product tripartite motif-containing protein 16-like. The record is from RefSeq and is a predicted model, not a curated record. NCBI's taxonomy places the organism in Eukaryota, Metazoa, Chordata, Actinopteri, Beloniformes, Belonidae. Bases 1 to 1665 code for a protein of 554 amino acids. The transcript has a single exon. Gene Ontology annotation, molecular function: protein binding; zinc ion binding.